Messenger RNA from Nicotiana tabacum (common tobacco), 1054 nucleotides. The record is from RefSeq and is a predicted model, not a curated record. NCBI's taxonomy places the organism in Eukaryota, Viridiplantae, Streptophyta, Magnoliopsida, Solanales, Solanaceae.
UAAGUGAAGGGACCAAAUGUACAUCGCCCUAUUUAGAACGUUAGGUUCUGUUUCUUCCCCACUUCUCUCUGCCGUCCGAUCUCAGUGUGUAACGCAGUCAAACACCAAGCUAUAGAAGUUAUCACAAAGCGCGCCAAAUACAAAAUAAACCUCCUUUUCCCCUUCCUCUCAUUUAUCCUCUCUGAGGAAGCAAAGCAAACGAAUUUUUUUUAUAGAAAAACACAGAGAAUUUCUGAUUCAGCUGUAGGGUCAUCUGUCAAGUAGCUAAGGUUUAGGGUUUUGAUAGUAGUGUGUUUGAAGAUGGCGGAAGCACCGGCGAGUCCAGGAGGUGGUGGAAGCCAUGAGAGUGGGGGUGAGCGGAGCCCUCAAUCGAAUGUGAGGGAACAUGAUAGGUACCUUCCUAUAGCAAACAUUGGUCGCAUAAUGAAAAAAGCAUUGCCUACUAAUGCUAAGAUUGCCAAGGAAGCUAAAGACACUGUUCAGGAAUGUGUCUCUGAGUUCAUCAGUUUCAUCACCAGCGAGGCAAGUGACAAGUGUCAGAAAGAGAAGAGAAAGACAAUUAAUGGAGAUGAUUUAGUAUGGGCACUGACCACCUUAGGAUUUGAGGAGUACAUUGAGCCACUAAAGGCCUAUUUGAUUAGGUACAGAGAGAUGGAGGGAGACACCAAGGGAUCUGCUAGGGGUGGAGACGGGCCUGCUAGAGAGGAUAUAGUUGGAGGUCAGCUCAAUUCCAGUACACAGUUCGUCUAUGAAGGGUCUUUUACACACGGCUUAGACUAUGGGAACUCCCAAAUGUGAAUUUUUGAAAGAACGAUGGUGCAGAUACGAGUAUCUUCCGCCUUCUGCUCUUGCUGAUAUAUGUGCUAGACCACUCGAGGAUUACAGUGUUAUUUGUUUGAAAGCACUAGUAACCUGAAGUAUCCUGCAAAUCUUGAAUUAAGCGAUACUAACACUUUUGUUUUCUGUACUACUCUUUUAAGUACUUUGAUGAUCUGUAAAUGCAGUUUUGACUUUUAAUGUUAUAGACUGAUAACAAUCUUCUUUUUCUGCAAUA